AUGAUGUUGCAGCAACGUCAUCAAGUGCUUAGUCAAUUAAAAAUUCAGUUGGAGAAAGCACAACUGCGCAUGAAAACUAAUGCAGAUAGGAAGAGACAUGAGAGAACAUUUCAAGUUGGGGACAAGGUUUUGCUAAGGUCGCAGCCUUACAGACAGUUGUCUGUAGCUAGGAGAGCUAAUCAUAAACUAGCCAAAAGGUAUUUUGGACCCUUUCUAGUUGAAAAGGUAAUCAGUCCUGUGGCUUACAGAUUAACUCUACCUAAAGGGAGUAUGAUUCAUCCAACCUUCCAUGUAUCCUUGUUGAAACCGUUUUAUGGUAAGGCUGAUGUGAACUAUGAGCCUUUACCUAUUUCGAGUAUGGACAACAAACCUAUUCAGCAACCGAUAGCAGUGUUAGCCACAAGACAGACAAAGUUUAGAGGAAGGUUAACAACAGAGUAUCUAGUUCAAUGGUCUUCCACUGUCCUUGAAGAUGCUUCUUGGGUGGAGAGGAUGGAGCUGCACCAAGUUUAUCCUGACUUAAACCUUGAGGACAAGGUUACUGUUGCAGGGGAGAUUGUUGAUACGAAGGAGGAGGAGGGAGCUCACAAGCGUGGAACCAGAUUGAGAGGGUGUCCUAGUUGGGUUAAGGAUUACACUCAGUAG
Gastrolobium bilobum is the source of this 645-nucleotide messenger RNA. RefSeq lists its product as uncharacterized. The record is from RefSeq and is a predicted model, not a curated record. The coding region runs from base 1 to 645 and encodes 214 amino acids. NCBI's taxonomy places the organism in Eukaryota, Viridiplantae, Streptophyta, Magnoliopsida, Fabales, Fabaceae. The transcript has a single exon.